UUUCAACAUCUCUCUUACUGCAGUUAUCGAGGAUAAAGAUGGCUGUUCAAACUGACUGUAAAUCAGUUACUGAGGAAAUUAAAGCUCUACAACUCCAUGACAAACCAUCAGCUGUUGGAAUGGUCAAAGAGCCACUGGGGAUGGAUGACAUCACACUGAAUAUCGCCAUCACUGGGGAAUCUGGUUCUGGUAAAUCCACCUUUGUUAACGCCUUCAGAGGUGUGAGUGAUGAUGAUGAGGGAGCUGCUCCUACUGGUGUUACAGAAUGCACCAUGGAGGUUAAAGAAUACUCCCAUCCAAACUAUCCCAACGUUAAAUUCUGGGAUCUUCCUGGAGUUGGUACCCCAAAUUUUCCAUCUGACACGUACCUGGAACGUAUUGGAUUUGAGAAGUUUGACUUCUUCAUCAUCAUCGCGGCUGCUCGGUUCAAAGAGAAUGAUGUGAAACUCGCUCAGGAGAUUCAGAGGAUGGAGAAAAAGUUCUACUUUGUUCGCUCAAAGAUUGAUGACGAUAUAAAUGCUGAGAGAAGAAAGAGAGACUUCAGUGAAGAGAGGACUCUGACAAAAAUCAGAGACAACUGCUUUCAAGGUGAGCGACCUCGUUCAGAUGCAAAAUAACACAGGUCUGA
This is a messenger RNA of Neolamprologus brichardi, 628 nucleotides long. The record is from RefSeq and is a predicted model, not a curated record. NCBI's taxonomy places the organism in Eukaryota, Metazoa, Chordata, Actinopteri, Cichliformes, Cichlidae.